UACAAUCAUAUGGAUGGACUUUAAAUAGCAAUACCGAUCUAUAGGUUUAUCCUAAUGAUUUAUGUUUGCUAAAAUCUGUAACAGCGCGUAUGUAUAAUCGUUCGGCCCUGCCUUAAAGCAUCUUCAUCUACUGAAGGGAAAAAAAAGAUGCCGCUGUACGUUAAAACUUUUCAGUGCUAACGAGAGAAAGAGAGAGAAUUGACGCGAUGGGUGAGGACGAUAAAACAAAGUGAAGAACUGUUCAUACGGUCCUACAUCAUCAAGGAGGAUCAGCAUGAUUACAUAGAUACCGUCUUUUAUCUGUUCAAGGAAAAGAAAGAAAAGUUUUGGGCGAAGUAUGGCGCGAGAGACUGGAGAGUCUGGAGACACGAAAAGUACCAAAGUGAAAAAGCAUAAAAGAAGGAAAAGCAAAAAGGAGAACAAAACAAGGACUGUACACGCCAACAUUUUGUAUGACCAUACCAAAGGAGGGGAUAACCCUAAUAGACACUAUGCAAACAAUAAGAUCAAAACCACAAAAUACACUCUGCUUUCUUUCCUACCGAAGAACCUCUUCGAGCAAUUCCACCGGUUUGCCAACGUGUAUUUUGUUUUCAUAGCCUUACUGAAUUUUGUGCCAGUGGUCAAUGCUUUUCAACCAGAGUUGGCUCUUGCCCCUGUGGUUUUUAUUUUGUCCGUUACCGCUAUCAAGGAUUUAUGGGAGGAUUACAGACGACACCGCUCAGAUAAAGAAAUAAAUCAUAUGGAUUGUCUCGUUUACAGCAGAAGUGAGAAACUGUAUGUGGAGAAAUACUGGAAGGAGGUACGGGUCGGAGACUUCAUUCGUCUGCGCUGCAAUGAGAUUCUGCCGGCGGACGUUCUGCUGCUCAGCAGCAGCGACCCGGACCGCCUGUGUCACAUCGAGACGGCCACACUGGACGGUGAAACCAACCUGAAACAGAGGCAGGUGGUGCGCAGCUUUAUCGACCUGGACUGUGAGUUUGACCCAUUAAAGUACAACAGCAUUAUUGAAUGUGAGAAGCCCAACAAUGACCUCAACAGAUUUCGUGGAUACAUAAUCCAUCGCAGUGGGAAGAGAGACGGCCUAUACAAAGACAAUCUGCUGCUUAGGGGCUGUACCAUCCGCAACACAGAGGAGGCUGUAGGAAUUGUCAUCUAUGCAGGUCAUGAGACAAAAGCAAUGCUGAACAACAACGGCCCUCGUUAUAAACGCAGCAAACUUGAGCGGCAGAUGAAUGUAGACGUAUUCUGGUGUGUCAUUAUCCUCCUAGUCAUGUGCCUCUUUUCUGCCAUUGGACAUGGCCUGUGGAUGUUUCAGUACGGAGAUAAGAGACCCGUCUUUGACGUCCUGAGCCCAGAAGGAACAGACUUAUCUCCAGUGGUUUCAGCCAUUUAUCUUUUCCUGACCAUGAUUAUAGUAUUCCAGGUGCUGAUCCCAAUCUCACUCUUUGUUUCCAUUGAAAUAGUGAAGAUAUGCCAGGUGUACUUUAUCCAUCAGGACAUGGAGCUGUAUGAUGAGGAAACAGACUCUCACCUCCAGUGCAGGGCUCUAAACAUCACAGAAGACCUUGGACAGAUGCAGUACAUUUUUUCUGAUAAGACUGGCACACUCACAGAAAACAAGAUGGUGUUUCGCCGUUGUACUGUAGCAGGAGUCGAGUACUCGCAUGAUGCCAAUGCGAGGAGGCUUGCUAUGUACCAGGAGGUGGAUUCAGAGGAGGAGGAUUGUACAUCUCAUGGUGGAACUCUCCCACGGCGGGACAGCGUCACAAGUCACCAGAGCGGAAAAGUGGUGUUGCGAUCACAGAGCACCAAAUCUCACCGUCGCACCGGGAGCAGAGCCGAAGCCAAACGGGCCAGCAUUCUGUCCAAACACACUGCCUUCAGUAGUCCUAUGGAGAAGGACAUCACUCCAGAUCCACAGCUCAUGGAUAAGGUCAAUGAGUGUAGCAGUCAAAUGGAGUUCAUGCGAUUUCACAGUCAGCCCCUGAACCAGAUCCCCCCUGACCUGUGUGACAUCUUUGACUUUUUCAUCGCCCUCAAUUGCAACACUGUUGUGGUGUCCUCACCCAAUCAACCCCGACAGAAGGUACGUCGCUACGAGUUGAAGUCUCCAGUGAAGACCAUCGAGGACUUCAUCAAGCGCUUCACUCCGAGCCGCCUGACCUCUGGCUCCAACAGCAGCAGCUCCUCCAGCCUGACCACCAACCGCUCAUCCUCCCAUAAAUUGGGCUGCAGCAUGCUGUCCUCCCCCUCGGCCGAGAACACACUCACCAAGCUGAAUGAGGAGAAGCGUCCGGAGCGUGACCUGCAGCAUGCCUUCAGCCCCGUCCCACCCAACUUUGAUAAAACAAAAGCUUUGGCUCAAGAUGAAUGCGAGCUCAGAUAUGAGGCAGAGUCACCAGACGAGGCGGCGCUGGUUUAUGCAGCCAGGGCUUAUAAGUGUGCUCUUGUUGGACGUUUACCGGAUCAAGUGACCGUGGAACUUCCACACCUGGGCAAGCUAAGCUUUGAGCUUCUGCACACACUGGGGUUUGACUCCACAAGAAAAAGGAUGUCAGUGGUGGUAAAACACCCGUUGACUGAGCAAAUCACUGUCUACACCAAGGGUGCUGAUUCGGUCAUCAUGGAUUUGAUCAGACCAGCCACAGAUGAUUGCAAAGGAAAGCGACAAAGGAAAAUCUUGUAUAAAACUCAAAACUACUUAAAUCUUUAUGCUGCAGAUGGCCUCAGAACACUCUGUAUUGCCAAAAAGGUGCUCAGUAAGGAGGAGUAUGCCAGUUGGCUACAGCGCCACCUGGAGGCCGAGACAGCCAUACAGAAGAGGGAGGAGCUGCUAUUUGAGUCUGCUUUACGACUAGAGACCAACCUCCAACUUCUAGGAGCAACAGGUAUUGAGGACAGACUUCAGGAUGGGGUCCCCGAGACUAUUGCCUCUCUGAGGAAAGCGGGCCUUCAGAUCUGGGUGCUGACAGGGGAUAAACAAGAGACUGCCAUCAACAUUGCCUAUGCCUGCAAACUGCUGGACCCUGAGGAGGAGAUAAUCACUCUUAAUGCUGACUCACAGGAGACCUGUGCUGUAUUGCUGGAGAACAGUCUGCGCUACAUCCAGGCCAAGUUCCUUUGCAACGCUCGACCAGAUCCUCAAGCAGCUAGAGACUAUGCUGGCAUCCACUUCUCUUCUCCGGUGUGUUCCCCAGCCUCCUCUGGCCACUCCAGCCCCUUCCUGGUGCACCGGCUAGGGCUGGUGAUCGACGGACGAACCUUGGCCUACGCACUGGACAAGAGUUUGGAGGACAAGUUCCUGGCAGUGGCUCGAAGUUGCAGGUCCGUUCUAUGCUGUCGCUCGACACCCCUGCAGAAGAGCAUGGUGGUCAAGUUAGUGCGCAACAAGCUCAAGGUCAUGACAUUGGCAAUAGGUGACGGAGCUAAUGAUGUUAGUAUGAUCCAAGUGGCUGAUGUAGGGGUGGGAAUCUCUGGACAGGAGGGCAUGCAGGCGGUAAUGGCCAGUGACUUUGCCCUGCCACGGUUUCGAUACCUGCAGAAGCUGCUCUUGGUUCACGGCCAUUGGUGUUACUCUCGUCUUGCCAACAUGAUCCUCUACUUCUUCUACAAAAACGCUAUGUUUGUUGCCCUCAUCUUCUGGUAUCAGUUCUACUGUGGGUUCUCCGGGUCAGCAAUGGUUGAUCAGUGGUAUCUGAUCUUCUUCAACCUGAUGUUCUCCGCCUUCCCUCAGCUCAUCACUGGCACCCUUGACAAAGAUGUGUCAGCAGAAACCCUGCAGGAGUUGCCGCAGCUCUACAUGAAUGGACAAAACUCAGAGGAAUAUAAACCCUACAUGUUCUGGAUGAACAUGAUUGAUGCCUUUUACCAAAGCCUCAUCUGUUUCUUCAUCCCCUAUUUUGCUUACGUUGACUCUGAUGUGGAUUUGUUUACGUGGGGAACUCCCAUCACUGCCUUGGCACUCUUUACCAUUUUGAUGCACUUGGGCAUCGAAACCAAAACCUGGACAUGGAUGAACUGGGUAUCGAUUGGCUUCAGUAUAGCUCUCUUCUUUACCGUGGCGCUGUGCUACAACGCCUCCUGCCCUACCUGUUUCUCUCCCUCCAACACUUACUGGACCAUGCAGAAGCUGCUGGGAGAUCCUACAUUCUACCUGCUGUGUGUUGUCACACCUGUUGCCGCUCUUCUUCCCAGAUACUGUUAUAGAGCUUGUCAGGGAACUCUAUUCCCAAACCCUGUCCACGUGGGAAGACAACUGGACAAACUGCCAGUGGACAUGCGCAGGAUCUUCAUGAGUCAGAGCCAGAUGAAGCUGGGAUCACUCGGGUCACUGUUUGCCCCCCGCGCCCCGUUUUUCCCUCUCUGCAGGCCUUUCCAGAAAGAUUACAGGCCCAGGGGAAAGCAAGCCCACAUGAGUGGCACCAAACAGAAGGAGAAAGCUAUAGCCAGCCCCAUCCCAUCAAAGAGAAUGGAGAUGCCGGACACACCUUUAAGCUCAAAGAACUCUGACAACCAUAUCACACUCAACUUCAGAAUGCAGGAAAAAGUUCAGUCCUGCAGACAGGGCUCAGACGGCCCCCUAUCUGAGAACUUACACUGCGUGAAGGAACCUUCGAGUCCCAUUACAGGCACUUUGCCGUACUCCAAAGACACUCCUGGCUCCAGGACUAUUUUGGAUAGCACGGGCUUGGACGCCCCGCUGAGCCCAACAGACCUCUGUCAGGUCGGGUUGCUCACCUCCACUCCGUUGCUUCCUCAAACCGAGACUAUGCAGCUCAUGUCGCCUCCCAGAAGUUGUUUUUUGGGACAAAAACUAGACGAUGAGGACCAAAUAAACCAAAAGUCCCUACUGACACGGGCCGGGGAUGUGGAUCACAUCCAGUCAUCUAGCUGCCUACAAGAACAUUCACUCAAAACAACAUUUCUAUGAUUCUUUCUACCUGUUACGCUGUUUCAAAUUUGCACGUUAGCUUUAAGAAAUGUUAUUAUAUAUUCAUGAAUAUUUUAUGAAGAUAUAGGUUGGUACUACAUAUAUAUAUAUAUUUUAGAUGUAUAAAGUUUAGAAUAAAGUUUGUUUUGUUUUUGUUUUUUGAGAGAGAGAGAGAGAGAGAGAGAGAGAGAGAGAGAGUGGUCAGCAUAUGCAAACUGGAUGGUCUUAUUUUUUACUAUGACUGACUUUUUGGAUUUUUUUUUUUUUUUUUUUUUUUCCUUCUAAACCAUCUCAAAGGAGGAGGAGGUUUAUUUCUCGAGGCAGAAGCAGUGCAGACACAUUCCUUUAUCUGUUUAUUUGAACCUGGAUGUUCUGGCGCACUUUAAAGAACCUUCCUCUUCUACCAUCAGACACUGCUGAUAGCACUACACUCCUAUUUCCCCUUCCCAAUCCUAAAAAUUCAUGGUACCCUUCAUUGUCAGUAGCUGCAGAAAUUCUAGUAAUACUUUGCCAAAAGUGUACAUGAGAAGUCAUUUACUAAUACCUGAACUGAUACUUAAACUUUGAAUAAAGGUAUGAGCUAAUCGAGAACUAUUAAUGUGCUUAGCUGUGACUGGAGUCAUUUGCAUUAAUAAUAGUCAUAACAACAUAUUAGUUUUGUAGAAUGUUAGUUAAAACUUUCAGAAAAAUGAAAUCAGGUGAUUUCUAUGACAAAGAAUGUAAUGGGGCAAACCCUACUCUGACUUUUAAUAAAUGAAUCAUUCUUGAUUUUAAUUCAUUAUGAUGCCUUCAUAACAUUUGCUUCACAUUCACAUCUGCGGUAACAUCAUUGGAUGAUCACGCUUUUUAAUUUAUAAUCCCAUUUAAAAUCUAAUUAAAACCUACAUUUAUUAAAGUCAGAUUAGCCAAUCUAAUGCAUUAACUAUCAAACUUGUUCAAACAUGUAGUUAAGGUGGCCAUUAUUCACAUGACUCCCUCUGACUCCAGUUGUAGCGCUUAAUUAGUUCUUGAUUAGUUCAUUCACCAAUCGUUCAUUUUAAAGAAACUAUUUGUUCAAGUAUUAUUACAUGAUUUAUGUACCCUAUUUGUAAAGUGUUAGUGAAAAUCUUUAAAUAUUCCUUUAAUAGUUCUGUUUGUCGUUCGAUCCCCUGUGCGACUUGUGUUAGUGUUAGGCAAGUUUUAGCAUUUUAUGUUUUUGCUGUUAGAAGGACUAUGCAUAACACUUUUACUCUAUUGCGUUCCAUUGUUGAAGCUCUUAGACAUCUACCAGACAUUAAAAUGUCAGUAACUGACACAAAAGCACCAUCACAGACUUAAAUGAGUCAAACAUUUUUUUGUAAAAAUGGAACUGUCCUCAAGUCUAGCGCAGAUGAGCACAUCUUUCUCGCUUUUCAUACAUACACAGAUGGUGCUUGUGGCAGGUUCCAGCUCAAAUAUGUCUUUUUGUUCAUUUUUUGCUGCUGCUUUUAUUUCUACACACAUUCCUGCAGGAUAGGAUAUCACCUUUGCCUUUUUUAUAUAUAGUUAUAUUCAUUCAGUCAUAGUGCAGAGUGCUUUAGGAAAUAGAGGCCGAUGCAUAAAGCUACUUAGUGUUGAUUGACAGCAAAGGAUCUUGAUAGAUAUGUUUCAGUUCGUGUGCGAACUGAAGGACGCGCUGAUACGUUUGCUUUAGCCAUUUAUCAGUUCAUAUAUGCAUCUUCUCCUAUGAUUGUAUUUUUCUGCUGUUUCCUCUAUACGUGAUCCUUGACCAAAGAUGCAAGAAGCACAUGACUGCUGGAGUGUUUGUACUGUAACCGGUAGCUCUUGCUGAACGAUUUAUCAUUUUGCGAUUUAAUCGGCUCAGCGUUGCUGCUCCUUUAUUAAAGGGAAAUUUCAGCCAAAAUGACAAUUCUGUCAUCAUUAAUUCAUCCUCAUUUCAUUCCAAACCUGUUUGACUGUGAUUGUCAAUGCAAUAAAAGUCAGUGGUGUCCAAAAGAACAUUGGACCCCAAUGACUUUCAUUGCAUGGAUUCCACAGAAGAAAGUAAGUCAUAAUGGGUUUAGAACAGCAUGAGAGUGAAUGAAUGAAGACCGAAUUGUCAUUUUUGUUGGAACUAUCCCUACAAGUGUCUAGCAGCCCAAGUUACUGUAUCCAAACUGGUCCUAUUUUUUCAUUACAGGAAGCACUAUGUAUUAUAUGCAUUCAUGACUCGCUCGCCCUCAGGAACCGGCAGCGUAUCUUCAUGAAAACAUUCCAUUUUGAUCAGUCUAUUCUAAGGGAACUAAUGGACUAUGCUGUGACUGUGCGACUUCUCAUUAUUUUAAAGCUGUAAUAUGUGUAAUGGACGGUUCAGGCGAGCACAUGGGUGGUUAUCCUUUUGUUCCGCAAUAGAAUAUUCCACGAUUCUGCAAAUGUCAGGGGUGUGGCGUAUCAUAGAAUCCCCUAGAGAGAUGCUAAAAUAGUUUUUAUGAGAUGAUUUGUCAUGCUGUGCUCGCAUAACCUCAAGGCCUCACCAAUCUGUUCGUUCGAGAUCUCAUUUGGGCAGUCGCUAUCAAAACGGCUGAUUUAUGAACAGCCUACCAGGAGGAUUAUGAGAUCUAUUGUGCUCAUUACACGAUGAAUGGCGCCAACAGAAUGUGCUCAGACCAAAAAAACUCAAGCUCCUCGACUUCUACUUUCUUGUGAUUCUUAAACGCAAAAACCUCAUGUUUUUUGUGGGAGGGUCUGAGAGGAAUAAACGUAGGGUGUAUAUAGAGGGCGACGCAGUAUUAAGCUGGGUGCGAUCUGGAGAAAAUGACUGAAUGUGUUCGUAUGUGUCUGCAUACUAUAGUAAAACCCUAAAGAAGCUAAUAUGAAGCACACAAGUACUUUGUCCCCUCAGUUUUUCUUCUGCACAGCUCAGGUUCAGCGUUUGCCGCUUUGAGCAAUAUUUUUUUUGUCUCGUCGAAAUUAUAAUGUUUAUAGCAUCCUGAACUUUGCCGAAACGUUUUUUUUUUAUUUUCAUAGUCUGAUAAUGGCAACUUUUGUAUGUGCUGAAGUGCUUUAGUAUAUGCAAGAAAAACAGUUUUAUACAAUGUGGAAUAUAUGUUAUGUGCCUUAACACUGGAGAACACAUAUGUAGACGGCAAUACAUACAGUGAAUUUUAUAUACGUGCAGUAUAUGUAGAGUUAUUUGGAGUUCUAUUAAUGAAUGAGGUUUAAUAAAAGAAAAACAUUUGGUUUUUAAGGAAUUUAAGAGAUGCUUUUUUUCUGUACUCUAUUUGUUUUGUUGUUUUUAGAUUGGAAUGUGCCAGAACUUUGAUCCCAGGUUUCAGGUCUGUCAAGUUCUUGGCCAAGCAUCACAUGCUGUAAUAGAAUCCAUUCACAGCUGCAUUCCAAAGCCUUUCCUUAACUUCAGGGCAGAUCACCAGCAGGAAUGCCGUCCUUCAGAGUUUGUCAUAGCACACAUUUAACCAUUGGGUGAACUUUUUGAUACUCAGCAUGACUUUUGUCACUGGCGCUGCCAUGACCAUUUCUGGCUCAUUGUACUGUAAUUGGUGUUUGUUAAAGUCACACAAAGGUUCAACAUGUUCUCACUGUAGACUCACUACAUUGGCAGCCCUUCAUAAAAACACCUGUUUCAAGUGGUUCUGUGACAUUUUGGGGAGUUUGUUAAAUUGUUCACUCGUUCCGUGUUUGUUUCUUGACAAGAACAACUCUUUAUGGCAUAAAACUAAAAUAAAUUGUAAGCGAAUGUUU
Megalobrama amblycephala (Wuchang bream) is the source of this 8650-nucleotide messenger RNA. It is a transcript of the gene atp10a, whose product is annotated as ATPase phospholipid transporting 10A. Gene Ontology annotation, cellular component: plasma membrane. Gene Ontology annotation, molecular function: ATPase-coupled intramembrane lipid carrier activity; magnesium ion binding; ATP binding. Lineage: Eukaryota; Metazoa; Chordata; Actinopteri; Cypriniformes; Xenocyprididae. Gene Ontology annotation, biological process: phospholipid translocation. The record is from RefSeq and is a predicted model, not a curated record.